This is a messenger RNA of Hydractinia symbiolongicarpus, 2142 nucleotides long. Its product is annotated as apoptosis-inducing factor 1, mitochondrial-like. Bases 67 to 1929 code for a protein of 620 amino acids. The transcript has 16 exons. Gene Ontology annotation, cellular component: mitochondrion; cytoplasm. Lineage: Eukaryota; Metazoa; Cnidaria; Hydrozoa; Anthoathecata; Hydractiniidae. Gene Ontology annotation, molecular function: protein dimerization activity; FAD binding; NAD(P)H oxidase H2O2-forming activity. The record is from RefSeq and is a predicted model, not a curated record. Gene Ontology annotation, biological process: mitochondrial respiratory chain complex assembly; apoptotic process.
UUAAUAAAGGUGAAUUAAUUUCGCGUACAGGUCUAGAAAUCUCUAACUUAAUUUUUUUGUAACAAAAUGUUUUUAGACCGAGUGUAUAAAAUGUUACGUUUAAUAAAAAGCAAAACAUUAAAAAAUGUUGCUGAUUGCUGCAACACUUCUGCAGUUCGAAGAUUCUCAUUACUCAGCCAUGUGUCAAAGAAAAAGCCCAACACAACUCAAGUCAUUCUGUCAAAUUUGCGUCAUCGUCAGAUGUCCUCUUUAACAAAGCAAUCUUCAGACACUUUACUUGUUGCAGCUGGUACUGGCAUUCUAGUAGCAACCUGUGCCGCUGCAUAUUUGUUUUCGAACACUGAACAUGUUCCUGAUAAAAAGGAUCACCAGCAAAACGCAGAAGAAAAGUCUGAAGUAGUUGGACAAAUGGACUUUGAUAGUGAAGAACAUUCACAGGACGAAGAUCAGGCAAAAACUGCAGAAGUGAUCCCUUUUCCACCUAUACAAACUCCUGAAAGUGUACCAUACUUGAUUAUUGGUGCUGGUACAGCAGCUCAUGCUGCAUAUAGAGCGAUUAAAAAGAACCACAAAGAUGCAAAGAUUUUAAUUAUUGGCGAAGAGAAUGUGUUACCUUACAUGCGACCUCCUUUAUCGAAAGAAUUAUGGUUUAAUGAAAACCCAGAUGUGGCAAAUUCUUUGGUGUUUAAAUCGUGGAAUGGAAAAGAACGAAGUGUAUUUUUUGAAGAUGAGUCAUAUUACGCUGAGCCGAAAGACCUGACAUCAAAUGAUGAUGGUGGAGUAGCUGUAGUGACCGGCAGAAGGGUAUCAAGUAUUAAUGCAGAGGAGCACAGUGUAACAUUAAAUAGCGGAGAAAAAAUUAGUUACGAAAAACUUCUUAUAGCUACAGGAGGUCAACCGAAAAAUCAUCCUGUUUUUUCAAAAGCUGGGAAAAAUGUCUCGCGUCGUACAACUUUGUUUAGAAAUGUUUCAGAUUUUCGUGAACUGCAUAAGAAAUUGAAGUCCUCUGAUAGUAUAGUUGUUGUUGGUGGCGGAUUUCUUGGUAGUGAAUUGGCUUAUGCCUUAGCUGCAACAGAGAAGAAGAAAAAAGUGAUGCAGAUAUACGGCGAGGAUGGAAAUAUGGCGAAAAUACUGCCACGUUAUCUCAGUGAAUGGACUACUAAAAAAGUAAAAAAAGAGGGUGUUAAUGUCGUUGCAAACAGAACUAUCACAAAGGCAUGUUGUCGAAAUAAUCAAGUUGAAAUUCAAUUGGAUAAUGGAGACAAGGUUGUAGCUGAUCACGUGGUUGUCUGUGUUGGUAUUGAACCCAACAUAGAGUUAGCAUCGUCAGCAGGUUUAGAGGUCGAUCCUGAAAAUGGCGGCUUUCGCGUGAAUGCAGAAUUAGAAGCUCGAUCAGACAUUUGGGUAGCUGGUGACGCGUCAUGUUUCUAUGACAUUAAUCUUGGUCGCCGUCGUGUCGAACAUCACGACCAUGCUGUCGUUAGCGGAAGGUUAGCAGGUGAAAACAUGACUGGUGCUAAGAAAGUUUACAAACAUCAAUCCAUGUUUUGGAGUGAUAUAGGUCCGGAGGUUGGGUUCGAAGCCAUUGGAAUAGUAGACAGUGCUCUGCCAACUGUAGGGGUAUGGGCAAAGGCAACACCUGCAGAUACUCCUAAAGCAGCUUCAGAAGCCACUGGUGAAAGCAUACCAUCUGAAAGAGAAGAAGCAGUUGAACAAUCACCGGUUGCAUCGUUGACUGUCACCACUUCGGCGAGCGACGAAGAAGAGUUUGGGAAAGGAGUAGUGUUUUAUAUGAAAGAGAAGAAGAUUGUCGGAGUCUUGUUAUGGAAUAUAUUUUCACUAAUGCCUGUUGCGCGUCAAAUAAUUUCUGAUGGAAAACAGCAUGACGACUUAAAUAGUGUUGCAAAACUUUUUAACAUCCAUCAGUGAUGCACAAUGAUCACGUGAAGUGGUUUAAUAAACAACGAUUUUAGUUAGAUUCGGCUGACGGUUAAAAAUAAUAGCAGAGAAAACAAUCGAAAGUUAUGGCCAAAAACUUUUCAAUCAUCUAAAAAAUUACUUAGCUCUACAUUUUUUGUAUUGUAAAUUGUAAAUUUGUUUCUAUUAAUCCGGAGUCAGAUUAAACUCGCUUAAUUGGCUAAA